Molecule: messenger RNA, 2246 nt
Organism: Pistacia vera
Lineage: Eukaryota; Viridiplantae; Streptophyta; Magnoliopsida; Sapindales; Anacardiaceae
Product: DEAD-box ATP-dependent RNA helicase 3, chloroplastic
Exons: 7
Coding region: 146-2038 (630 amino acids)
Molecular function (GO): nucleic acid binding; ATP binding; RNA helicase activity
Source: RefSeq, a predicted model, not a curated record
CUGAUUCGGAAGAGGUGGAGUGGAGGGGUGAAAGGCCAUUCAUUUUCAGAAGACUGGCCUUAUCUCUCAACUUCUUCUUCUUCUUCGCCGCCUUCUUCAUUUCUUUCUUUUAUCUUCUAAUUCUACUCACUUAUUUUACUUCAAAAUGUCCUCUAUACUCGGAGUAUCUUCCACUCUCUUCUUGGAGGUCUCCGCUAAACGAGCUACGACCUCGUCUUUGUUUCGCUCUUUACCGUUGGCCGACAAGUCUCACUUCAAUGCUUUGAUAGCUUCGAACAAUAAGCCUCUAGUUCUUAAGAGCAGUGGCCUCAGCUUUGUUCCUUCGGCCAUAGCUACUCCUAACAACGUCCUCAGUGAAGAAGCGUUCAAAGGACUCGGUGACUUCUCUGACAAUUCCGACUCUCUUGAUGAGGAUUAUGAGUCUGAGAACGUUAGUACGGACGAUGAUGAACUCGCCAUUUCUAAGCUAGGUUUACCUGACCGUCUCGUUGGUACUCUUGAGAAGCGUGGCAUUACUCAGCUUUUCCCCAUUCAGAGAGCUGUUUUAGUACCGGCGCUACAAGGUAAAGAUUUGAUUGCUCGUGCAAAGACUGGAACAGGGAAGACAUUAGCCUUUGGUAUCCCGAUACUUAAACGUCUUACUGAAGAAGCUGAUAAAGCUCCUUCUUUCAGGCGGGGUCAACUUCCUAAAGUUUUGGUUCUUGCACCUACUCGCGAGAUGGCCAAGCAAGUAGAGAAAGAACUUAGAGAGUCUGCACCUUAUUUGAACACUGUUUGUGUUUAUGGAGGAGUUCCAUACUACCCUCAACAGAAUGCUCUUGCCCGUGGGGUGGAUGUGGUCGUUGGAACUCCUGGUAGAAUCAUCGACCUUAUUGAAAGUAACGCCCUCAAAUUGGGGAAAAUUGAGUUUUUGGUUAUUGAUGAAGCUGAUCAGAUGCUUGCUGUUGGAUUUGAGGAAGAUGUAGAAGUUAUUUUGGAAAAUAUUCCACCUAAGCGACAGAGCAUGCUUUUCUCUGCAACCAUGCCUGCUUGGGUCAAGAAAUUGUCUAGAAAGUAUUUGGAUAAUCCUCUCAAUAUUGAUUUGGUUGGUGACGGAGAUGAAAAGCUUGCAGAAGGGAUCAAACUUUAUGCUAUAUCAACCACUGCAACCUCAAAGCGAACCAUUCUUAGUGAUCUUGUAACGGGAUCUGCAAAGGGUGGGAAGACCAUUGUAUUUACACGGACGAAACGAGAUGCUGAUGAAGUCUCAAGGGUUUUGACAAAGAGUAUAGCUUCUGAGGCAUUGCAUGGAGAUAAAUCUCAGCACCAGAGGGAGAGAACAUUAAAUGGUUUCCGACAAGGAAAAUUCACUGUUCUUGUUGCCACUGAUGUUGCAGCUCGUGGGCUUGAUAUCCCCAAUGUUGAUUUAGUUAUCCACUAUGAACUUCCAAAUGGUCCAGAAACUUUUGUUCAUCGCUCGGGUCGUACUGGGCGUGCAGGGAAGGAAGGUAAUGUUAUUCUGAUGUUUACUAAUAGCCAAAGGAAAACAGUUAGAUCCCUUGAGCAUGAUGUCGGGUGCAAGUUUGAGUUUCUUAGUGCCCCAGCUUUUGGAAGGGUUUUAGAAUCAUCAGCCGAGCAAGUAGUUGCUACUCCUAAUGGAGUAGUUCAUCCUGAGUCUAUAGAGUUUUACAUUCCUACUGCCCAAAAGUCGACUGACGAACAAGGAACAGAUGCUAUUGCUGCUGCACUAGCUCUGUUGAGUGAGAAUUCUUCCCGCUCUCUUAUAAGCCAUGAGCAGUUGCCUCCCUUGCAGGAUGAUGGGCCUUCAAGUGAUAAUUAUGGUAGAUUCUCUAACAGGGAUAGGUUUUCCCUAGGAGGUUCCAGGGACGAGAGAAGUUUUAGAGCAUCUCAUGGUGGUUGGAGCAGCGAUGAUGAGGAUGGAUAUAAGGGUGUUGGUCGAAGUUCUAGUACUCAAAAUAGGUUUUCGAAAAGCAGUGGAGAUGAUUGGUUUGAAGAUAUUCCUAUAGAUUUCGAACUAUAUACGGGGUAUCAGGAAUGAAGAUUUUGGAUAUUUGUAGGGGGGGUAUCAGGAAUGAUAUUUGGAUAUUUGUAGCCGCACGAUAAUAGGACACUGUGUCUUUAUAUUCUGCUCAGCGAUGAAAAUAGAUAAAAAAAGACCAAACUGUUUCAUUCUCUUGAUGUGCAAUCAAAACAAAACUGAGCAAUUCUAAAUUCUAUUAAAUCCUAUGGGGUUGAAAAUCGAUUAA